This is a messenger RNA of Lodderomyces pseudojiufengensis, 294 nucleotides long. RefSeq names its product Stf2p (gene STF2). The coding region runs from base 1 to 294 and encodes 97 amino acids. NCBI's taxonomy places the organism in Eukaryota, Fungi, Ascomycota, Pichiomycetes, Serinales, Debaryomycetaceae. The transcript has a single exon. The record is from RefSeq and is a predicted model, not a curated record.
AUGUCAAAAACUAAAAAAUGGGGAAUUCAUGAAAAAUCACCACAAGAAUCAAAAUGGUUUACUCAUAAUGGUUAUUCAAAUACAAAUCCAACAAAAAUUAAAAAAAAUGGUGCUGGAAAAAAUAAUUGGGGUCAACCAGGUGAUGAAAUUGAUUUAAAAUCAAAUAAAAAUAAUAAUAAUUUUAAUAGUUUUAAUAAUGGAAAUUCUGUAGGUAAUGGUAGAAGAAAUUCAAAUCAUGAUUUAAAUGAAAUGAAAUUUAAUAGAUUAAAUGAUGCAAUUGAUUCUAGAUUUUAG